AAAAUAUUAUUUCCUUCGAAUCCUUGCUUGAUAUUAUGUGUGAAAGUUAUUGAAGCUCAAUCAAAUUGAUUCUUUCUUUUAUCCCCAAGGCACUUCACAAGUGGUUACACGGCAAACGAACUUAUACCCUAAAGCGCGCUGAUUUCUUGAGAGUUAAAUAAGAACGCCGUUCCAGCAAAGACAUAGACGGCUUGCCAUGAAUCACCUUCAUAAAUACUUGAAUGAUUUCCAUUAUACGGCUUCUGAAAUUGCUACCUCAGUAGGCUACAUCUCCCACAUCUUUUCUCAAUCACUUGCACAAAAGUUGCCAGUUGUCAGCUUCGUACCAACUAGAAAAGACCAGCGAUGGCAGAACUCUACGGCGACAACAAGCCUGCUCAAAUUGGCAUUGCUGUAGCCUUGUCCAUGCUUGUGAUGACUGACUUCAUUGGAAACAUCCUGGUUAUACUCGUUAUUCUGACCAAUAGAUCCAUGAAAACUCCAAUCAACUACCUUCUCAUUAACCUUGCAAUAGCGGAUAUCAUGGUCGGGCUUUUCAUGGCACCGCGAUUCAUCUUCAGCCAAUUUUUCAAUCAUCCUGAUGGAAUCGGAGGAAAAGUGAUGUGUAGUCUACUGACUGGAGCAAACAUUGCCUGGCUUGCUUUGGUCGCAUCAUCUGCGUCUCUGGUUGCCAUCUCGUUGGAACGAUACUUUGCUAUCGUACGCCCUCUCUCCACAAAAUACAGACUUACCAAGACGAAGGUCAAGCGUACAAGCACCCUCUGCUGGGUUUUCGGUUUGGUGAUAAAUCUCCCAUUGUUCUUUAUCAGGGUUUAUGACAAGAAAGACAAACUGUGCGUAGAAUCAUGGCCAAAGGAUAAACAGUGGCUUGCCAUUGCGUACAGUGCAGUUUGGUUUAUUGCUGUGGGUGUCGUUCCCAUAGCAGUAAUGGUUGUCGUUUAUUCUAGAGUCGUUUACGCCCUUUGGUUCAAGCGUUCCCAACAACAAGGUACUCAGCAAGCCCUACAGAAAUCAAGAAAGAGGGUGACCAAGAUGGUAGUCAGCGUCAGUGUCAUUUAUGCCGCCUGCAUGCUUCCAAACCUCACUAUGUAUCUUCUGGAUUACGUUACUGAUCAGAAAGAAUACGACGUUCAGUAUAUAAUAAGCAUUAUACUGUAUGCCCUCAACUCAUCCAUAAACCCAGUCGUCUACACUUUCCAAAGCCAGCAUUUUCGACAACAGAUGAAAAAACUGGUUUGCUGUGGAAAACUUCCUGCAGGUGUUGACUUGGAAAUAUCUAAUAUCUCACUUAAUAAAUCCCGAUCAUAUGUCGUUUCCAGUGCCACAAGUCUAGAGACCAUUGCUAACUGAGCAUGUCGCUUGCUCGCUGAUGAAGAAAAUCAGCAAACUAAACGUUUGGUCAACUACCUUUCAGUAAUAUAAAUGUUUUAUUAUAUAUAAUGCAAGUCUUGACUGAUUGCACUGUAAAACACUUACGUCAGCACUACAGCACUAAAGGCAUGGUAUGGACAAAGUUAUUUAAAUGGACCGUUUACUCUUUUCAAGGUCAUGACAAAAUGCAACAAAAUAGACUGUUUAUUCAAGAAGAUGCUUUUUUUUUUWAAUAAUAUAAUAGCCCACGUUGGUUGAGCCCAUAAAGUGACUUCAUACCUGCUAAGCUUAUAAAAUGACGGAGGACUUCUCUUUGGAUUAAUAUUGAAAACAAUAUUUAUAUACACCUUCUUGCAAAAAGGUUGUCAGAAGAAAAUUGGAAAAUAAACCUUUAUUAAUUUAGUAAAUUUUAAAAUAGCUUUUUUACACUAGAAAAACUUACGAAACUAAAACCACAAAUUCUAUCGAUGCCUGGCCUAGUAUGAUCGGAUUAGGACACCCAAGUCCGACCUCUUAAAUUAUUUAUUCCUAAUCAGUAAAUUUACUAAUAUUUACUAAAUUACUUAAAGUUGAUUUUUCAAUUGUCCUAGGACAAUUUUUUUGCAAGUAGGUGUAUAUAUCUUUUUUAUUUAAAGUGUUGACUUAAGUAUUUUACUGAAAUUGACAAGACACUUGAUAUCUAAGCAUGAUAUUGACGAAACUAUUUAAUUGAAUUAUAUGUUUAUAAUCAUGGGGAAAAAAGCAUUACAAAAACUGACUGUAUAAUCCAUAAUAUUUUACCUUUUUCUUUUUGAAUUGAUAAAGACGUUCGAUGUCCAAACGUCGUAAGUUAGUUUGAAAUUUUUUCAGUAGAUUUUAUAGAAUUUUGAAUAUUGGGUAUUUUUAAUCAUUUGGCAAAAUAUUAAAUCGAUAAGUUUUGGAAUCCGUUGUUUAAGAGAUGUCCUAGCUCUUAUUUAACUGCCAUGCUAUUUAGUACGUCACUGGCAAACAUCUUGUCGAUCACCUCUUGCGUAUUUUAAGAUAGAUAUAUUUAUUUCACCUACAUUUUAUUUUCUUAUUUGUUUGUUUGUUUGGUUUUGUUUGUUUUUUUCUUUUUCUUUUUCUUUUUUAAGCGGCACCCAUAUAUAUGAAUAAACCAGUGUUGCUAUAUACCGGGUAUCUGGUAGGACCUAUACCUAUAAUCCAUUUGGUUUUCUUAUUGCCACUUGCACUUGCACUUUUAAUUGAAGUUCCAUUGCUCCUUUUACGGUCAACUAAUAUACAAUAAGAUAGCAGAUCUUGCAGAUCCUUCAAAAAAAAUUUUUUUUCUUUUCUUCUUCUUCUUCUUUCUGUGAUAAAAAAAUUUCCAUUCGGAAAAAAAACCCAAAUCACAAAUUGAUUGUCGAAACGUUUAAGAGAUACGACAAAAUAAUUCCACGUAAGGAUAGUCGUUCAUCAAUUACCCUCCCCAUUUUCUGAGCUAACCGCCGUCGUCUGUUGUGCGGAAGGUCGUGGUUCAAGCCUCGGCCGGACCAACACCCAGGGUCUUAAAAUAACUGAGGAGAAGUUGCUGCCUUUGUAAAUAGAUCUGCAAAUGGUUAGACCUUGGAAAGUCUUCUCGGAGAAGGUCUUAAAACAGUAGGGCUCCGUCUGUCUUUACUAUAUAACUUGGUAUAAGGCGUACGUAAAGGAUCCACUGAAGAUCCGCUGCUGAAGACCAUCUUCAGUACCAGUGCUAAACACAAGACGGCCACAAGUUAAUCAGUUACCAAAAUUACUGUCACGUGUUACCCUCAUUAAAUAAUGUCUUCAAUCAAUCAAUCAAUCAGUCAAGCUUAACAACCAAAGCCCCACCGAAUGAGCCCACCAACAAUGACAUAUUCAUUAUCAGAUCCAUCUUGAUGAAUAGCAUAAAUGUUGCCUACUAUGAAUAUUAUUAUUAUAUGAUAACUUUCAUUAAAUCAUUAAAUUGAAA
Messenger RNA from Actinia tenebrosa (Australian red waratah sea anemone), 3325 nucleotides. RefSeq names its product galanin receptor 2a-like. Gene Ontology annotation, biological process: G protein-coupled receptor signaling pathway; cellular response to hormone stimulus. Gene Ontology annotation, molecular function: peptide binding; G protein-coupled receptor activity. Gene Ontology annotation, cellular component: plasma membrane. Lineage: Eukaryota; Metazoa; Cnidaria; Anthozoa; Actiniaria; Actiniidae. The record is from RefSeq and is a predicted model, not a curated record.